Penaeus indicus is the source of this 726-nucleotide messenger RNA. RefSeq lists its product as uncharacterized. NCBI's taxonomy places the organism in Eukaryota, Metazoa, Arthropoda, Malacostraca, Decapoda, Penaeidae. The coding region runs from base 11 to 583 and encodes 190 amino acids. The transcript has 4 exons. The record is from RefSeq and is a predicted model, not a curated record.
CUGGAGAAAUAUGAAGAAGAACACCAAGAGGUUAACUUCCACCUUCGACCUCCACGCGACGCUGUUCGAUGUUCUGAAUCGAGCCUACGCCGACAUGACGAGGACGUACAGCGGCGCCCACGGCAUCAGCCUCUUCCGCGAGAUACCCCUUAACCGAACCUGCGAAGACGCCUCCGUACCCGAACAUUACUGCGCGUGCGAACAUUCCGUCGACACCGAUCCGCGAGACCCGAAGUUGAAGGAAGUUGCUGAAUUCUCGGUCUCGAAGUUGAAUUCGGGGCUGAGGAAGUUCCCGCAGUGUGUGCAGUUGGAGCUAGAUACGGUACUAGCAGGUCGAACCGGCUCGGCAAGAAACAGCACCACACCUAAAGGCCUUGAAAGUAUCAUCAGUACGUAUAUGGUGACCUUCCAGACCAAACCAGGAGGAGCGAGACUCGAAGCCACAGUCAGGGAACACGACGACACGUUCGAACUCGUAGCUGAAGUCUCCCGAACGAACAAGUAUGGCGACCAGAGCCACUGCGUCACGGAUUUUGUUUACCGGAAAUAUUGUUAUUGUAAAGAUCUCUUGACAAACAGUUAGAGGAAAGUACGGAAAAUAUAUGAGAAAAUGAUAAUAAUGGGAUAAAAAUUAAAUAUUAGCAAAAGAUCUUUACGAUGAUAUAUUUAUAUAUAUAUAUAUAUAUAUAUAUAUAUAUAUAUAUAUAUAUAUAUAUAUAUAUAUAU